CAUAGGUGUAGACAGUAGGUACUAGGUAGGUAUAUAGAGCUGCUUUGAAAACUAUUAGAAUUCUGGCUAUUUUCAAGAAUUCUUCUUCCAUAAACGUCAUUACAGAAGUAUGUCACGUCAACUGUGAUAAUAAUAUAUUUCUUAAUAUGAAUUUUGGUGCUUUUCUGCUAAUAUUACUAAACCUUACUUUUUAUUUAGCGUAUGGGUUUAAAGGCAACUACACCGAACAUGACAAUUGUUCAUUGUGUACACUAUCAUUUUUUCGCCGAAAACGAGCUCUAACUGAAUAUACUCGAUGGCGCUCCAAUCCAGAAACGACACAAGCUUUCAUUGUAAAAGUAUUGGAAGAUGAUAUUCCCAUGCCUACGUCUCGAAACCAAAUUGUAGAUAAUGUAACUAUUCGUCAAACUCCUAGACCGAUUGUAGCUGUUAACAUACAACCAUUAAAAAUGGCUCAGGAAAAGAUGAUUGUUGAAAGAGCUACUUUGCGUCCAUCUACAGUAACACCGGAUCUAUCCAAAGAGUAUACACGAUUUGUGCCGCCUACAACUUUGACUAUAGCGCGGCAUGAAGGUGAUAUAGUUUUAGAUCCUGUAUCUCCAGUUAUUAUUAACGAUAAAAUUCCUCCAAUAAAACCGAAGAGCAAAGUUCUUAAAGGAGCACAACAGGUUGGGCCAAUCCUGAAAUUCAGUGGAGAUCGUCACGUCCAGCGUGAUGAAAGCCCUCCAUCUGGUCCACAGUUUAUUCAAAGGUCCAACACCGAUGUUGUGCGGCAAUAUGCACCGGUAGCUACUGUUCUUUUCACUAAACAAAAAACAAUGGGACCUUUAACACCGCGAACUGUUGAUAAAUUUAUGUCAUAUAAAACAACAAUUCAUCCUACAAGAACUUCACCGUUAUCAGAUAUUAUAGUUCCAAUGAGAACGCCUGACUUUUUCAAUAUUUUGACCUUUGAUGAUGAUUUAGACAAUCUUAACAUAUAUAAUAAGCCAUUUCCAACUCGUACAACAUAUAAUGCCAUUGAAACUCUGCAACGUACUUCUACGAGUAAGUUUUUGAUUGAUGAAGAUGACAAUGCUAUAGAAACAACAAGACGCACUAUUGACGUUGAGAGACGAAUCGGCAAAGAAAAGAAAAUUAUGGAUAAAGAAAUUGAUACAUAUAACAUGGUACUGUAUGGAGAUGACGAAAACGAAAACACCAGUAAAAAUAAACAUGGAAGUACUGAUUCUUAUGAAGACAUUGAAGACAGAAGUGGAAAGGAUAGUUCUAUAAUCAACGCAAAAUCUAGUUCAUUUGAUAGUAAUUUAGAAGAAUAUGAUAACACUACCGAAUUAUCAUCAAAUUUGGAGUAUGAUGACGACGAUGACUUUAAAAAUAGAACAACAUUGACUACCAGAGUUUUACUCGAGAUCGUUGAUUUGGAAAUAACAACAAAAUCUUUUAAGGAAGAAAUUAAGAAAAAUCGAACAUGUAACCUUAUAAAACUAAGACAACUUAAUUUUAAUUCACCCCGAACGCUGCAUGAGAUAACAUCUCAGCUGAAACAAUGGGCAGAAGAAAGUCCAGUUGCCAAGUGGAUAGAUAUCACUGCGGGAAAUUUUACCGUCAUGGAAAAUCCGAUCCAUAUGAUGAUUGUAGAUGAUCCGACUAGUGGACAAAUAGUAUCAGCUAAACAGACUGUUAUGAUAAUUGCUGGAAUUCAAGGCAGGGAUCAUCACUCUGUCGCAGCAGCUAUGUAUGUUCUCUACCAACUUAUAGAACGGAGUGAAGCACACGCUGAUCUCCUUACAAAGUAUCGUUUUUGGAUAAUACCUGUCUUUAAUCCAGAUGGGUAUGCAUAUUCCAUGACUUUUCCCCAUCGCAGGGAAUGGAUAAAAAAUCUGAAACAAACAUGGUCGUCAUGUAAGGCCCGAGAUUCGUGCCAAGCUUGUGAGCUGUAUGGCGUCAGAUGUACAAUUCAGCCUUGCUAUGGAGUUAAUUUAGACCGGAAUUUUGAAUAUCAAUGGAUUCCAACUGAAGAGCUACGUUCAGAGCAUCCGUGUGGUCCCUUAUACGCGGGUCCAAGACAGCUGAGUGAGGCAGAAACGCGCGCACUCACACACUUCUUACAUGAACAAAAGACCCCUCUUUACACCUUCAUAGCUUUUAAAGAGGGAGACGUAUUGGGAGUGAUGUAUCCGUAUUCACAUACACGCAAGAAAAGAGCUUUUGAUCACGUUUAUAGGCAACGAGCGUCAGGCGCUGCAGCUGCUGCAUACAGUAUCAGUGGUCGGCCUUAUGUAGCAGGCCAGACAUCGGAGUUUUUACCGCUUUACGCCGGCGGCAUAGAAGAUUGGGUCGACGGCCAUUUAGGCAUAGACAAUACCUAUACAGUUAUGAUGUUUCGACCCUCAGACUCCCACAACUCCAGAAUUAUAACUGAGAGAGUCGUUCACGAAGCAUACGCGGCGAUAGAUACGCUACUCUUACAAAGCGUAGAGCCUCUGGGACCACCUCCCGUUACCAUAACUCGAUCAAGAGCACAUAUCAUAUCAUCACCUAUCUUAUUGUAUUAUGUAUCAACUAGUUUAUUAUUACAUUUUUCAGCUCUUUAGAAUGUAUGUUAAGGUGCUACGUAAUGUAGAGCUUGGGAGAGUCUAAGCUUUCUGACCUAUAUUUAUACAAGUUAUUAUUGGAGUACAAUGAAAUAUACUCGCUAAUUUUAUUUGAUAUUUCGUUUCGAGAUUUAAUUUAGCUUUGAAAAGUGAAAUCGAUUUACCUAUAUCAUGUUUUGUAUGUAAAUAUAAUUUUUCGUAAAUA
Molecule: messenger RNA, 2802 nt
Organism: Colias croceus (clouded yellow)
Lineage: Eukaryota; Metazoa; Arthropoda; Insecta; Lepidoptera; Pieridae
Exons: 12
Coding region: 147-2597 (816 amino acids)
Biological process (GO): proteolysis
Molecular function (GO): metallocarboxypeptidase activity; zinc ion binding
Source: RefSeq, a predicted model, not a curated record